This is a messenger RNA of Paramuricea clavata, 4674 nucleotides long. Lineage: Eukaryota; Metazoa; Cnidaria; Anthozoa; Malacalcyonacea; Plexauridae. The record is from the annotation of a GenBank genome assembly.
AUGGAUGGUGGAGUUCAUUUGCUUCCUGCCAAACAAAAAAAAAUUACUAAUUUUAAACAAUGUAUAAUUUGUCAAGAAAAGAACAAGCAUGAUUGUUUAAGAAAAGCACAAGUUCCAUCAAUUGAAAAGUUUAUAUUUGCUGCAAAUAUUCGCAAAGAUGAUUGUUUUGAUAGAUUGCAUACUGAUAUUGAUAAUCUUACUUCCAGAGCGAUUUUGUGGCAUUAUUCAUAUUACGCAUCCUACACUAGUGAAUGUAAUUUACAUAGCCUAUCAACCGGUCAAACAGGUUCUCCUCAAGUGAAUGAAGUAAGUGAAGUGAGUUUGAAAUCGCAACGAAACCGUCCAUUGAUUGACUGGACAAAGUGCAUCUUUUGUCGGAAUGCUUCUCGCAAAAGGGAUUUUAAACUAAUCAAUAUUGUGACUUUUGAAGCGUGCAAUAGCAUUAGAACAGCUGCUGAGGCCAGAGGCGAUGAAGAGCUACUGCCUGUAUUACGAACUGUUGAUCUAAUUGCUAGUGAAGGCAAGUAUCAUAAGUCUUGCCAUGCAUCAUAUGUGAGCAAAGCAAAUAUCAAAUCGCAGUGUAUAAAUGGAAAACCUGUUAACGAAUACGAGGAUGCCUUUGCUGAGUUCCUUGACAUAAUACGACCUGAAAUCCUGAAGGGAAAAGCGUACAAUAUGAAUUACCUACUACAAUUGUACAAGGAUAUGCUAACCAAGAGAGAUGUAAAUGCCGAUAGCUACACCAGGCAAAAGCUCAAAUUACGUUUAAAGUUAGUCUUCAGCGACAGUCUUGUGUUUCACCAACCACAUGGGAGCACAAAACCAGAAAUUGUUUACUCUAGUUCCAUAUCACUUCUUGAUGUUAUUAACACAGCUGCGAGAACAACCGAGAACACCAAAACUUCAGUUGCAGCUCAGAAUGAAUUCAUAAGGGAUGAUCCAAAUGAAUCAAUUAAGAUAAUCUAUAAAGCAGCAGUCAUUAUCAGAAAUGAUUUAAGCACGUGCAAGGGAAUUAAAAUCGAUCCCUUAUUUCUUGAAGAUUUGCACAUACAGAAGGCGCAAGCACUUAUUCCUGAUAAUCUGUAUUGGUUGGUGAGGUAUAUGGUAUCCUCGGAGGUGUACGCUGCUGACCAAAGCCCUAAAGCUUCAAAUGUCUCACAUGAAAGGAAGAUACUAAUGAUAUGCCAAGACGUCGUACAUGCUGCAAGUAAUGCCAGAGUGAAGCUUUCAAAGCAUGUAUCGUUAGGUAUAACUAUUAAACAUCUAACAAGGUCGAAGCAGCUCAUAACUCUGCUAAACCGAAUGGGGCAUUGUUGCUCAUAUGAACAAACUGAAAUUGUGGAAACAGCCCUCGCUAAUGAAACAAUCGGCAAGAUCAGAGUUGAAUGGAGGUGUUAUCAUUCCAUCAAACAUAUCACCUGGUGUGUUUGUCCAUAUGGCAGCAGAUAAUAAUGAUUUCAACGAGGAAACCAUCGAUGGAAAGAACACUACCCAUGCGACGACCUUCGUUGCUUUCCAAAGGAAACAACAUGCACCCGCAACGCCACCCAUGGAAAUCUACAUGAAUCACUCACAGCGGAAAAGGUCCUUAGAUUUGUCAAGACCUAUAGUGAUGGUAGAGGAUAUCAAUGUUGGAGGAAGACGUCCAGCCGUUACAAAUUACGUUAAUAAGAUGACAAAUGCAAGUUGGCUACAACCAAAUGAUAAUUUCCUUUCAGCUUGUCAAGACGACUUGGUAUGGCUAAUCCUACGCAUGUGUUCCAAUACUAUGUUUGAAGAAAAUUAUCAAACGGUUCAUGCUCAGAAGAUUCCAGGUUGGAGUGGAUUUCAGUCCCUCAGAUUCUUGGAUCCUUCAACACCAACUUCCAUUGGCUACCUUCCUAUGAUCCAGGCAGAUGCAAACGAGUACAGUACAAUCAACACGGUCAUGAAACUCUCGUUGAAGAUGGCAAAUGCUCUUGGACAGUCCGAAUCUGUAGUAACGUUUGACUUAGCAAUUUACGUUAAGGCAAAGCAGCUUCAAAUGAGGUACCCGGGUGAGUUCAAGAAUGUUGUAGUUCGCUUAGGAGGGUUUCACAUAGCUUUAAAUUAUCUUUCGCUCCUUGGAAAGAUGUAUUCAAACUCUGGUUUGGAAGAUCUUCUUAUUGAAUCAGGAGUGUAUGCGCCUGGAACUACCACCGCAUUGAUAGCAGAAAAGUCAUACAAUCGUGGAGUACGAGCCCACAAACUUUGCUUCUAGGCUCUGUUUCGACUAAUGUGGAAAACGUUUGCAAGUUGGCUUGAAGAAACCGCGCAAGGUUUAGAUGAAAUUUCAAAGACGAAAGCCCUCGAGUUACUCAACCAAUGCCAAGAUUCCGACAAUAAGGAAGAAUACCUUAAAGAAAACUGGCAUUUGCUAAAAGAUGGCUUAAGUGCACUGGUGCAUCUAUUCAAAGAAUUUGAAAAUGAAGGAAAAGUCAAAUCACAGCUUUUUGCAUUUUGGAGUGAAUACAUGUCAAUGGUGUCCUUUCUGCUUCAGUUUAUCAAAGCUGAACGAACUGGCAAUUGGAACUUACACUUGUCUUCCACUGCUAAGAUGCUACCCUAUUUCUACGCCAUGGAUAGAGUGAAUUAUGCAAGAUGGCUCCCCGUAUACUUGGCAGACAUGCAUUCACUACAGGAGCAGCAUCCAGAAGUUUAUUCUGAGUUCAUAGCUGGUAACCAUAGUAUUAGUCGCUCACAACAACCCUUUGGUCAAGUUUGGUCUGACAUGGCACUUGAGCAAUCAAUUAACUGCGACUCAAAAUCAAAAGGAGGUUUGGUUGGCAUAACCCAACAGGAUGGUGCAGUUGAUCGGUGGUUCUUGACAAGUCAUGAACGUGCAGCCAUUACAAGAUCACUUAAAGAAAUGUGUGGCGUGGAGAAUGACAAGAUAGGAACACACAAGGAAACUAGUGUUAUGCGUAUAGAGCGAGAUGAGAAGGAUGUCCAGAGGCUUGUUUCAUGUUUUACUACUGGCUUAGCAAAUAACCCAUUUGUAACUGAAGACGAGGACAACGCAGACGACACUCCGCUUAGCAAUAUUGCAACAGGAGUAGUUGUACCUAACGAAAUUGCAGAUUGCUUGGUAAAUGCGUUUCAGAUUGGAACAACUAGUAUGCACGACUUCAUCAACGCAAGGCUUGAUACUAGUAAAGUUUGUUUCUGGGACCCUCUUAAGAAGCUGAAGAUUGACACUUUUAAAGUAACUACGCGAACGAUAUCUCUAAAAGGGACUCGUGGAAAAGUCGUAACUUUGAAUGCUGACCGUGAGCUCUUCGGACGACUGCUCGUAGUGGCAAAAACAAGAGAUAUCAACCUUAAAGAGAUCCUAAGCUACGAAUUGUCCUGUGUUCCAGUCUCCCUUGUACAUCCAGAUGGGACUAUGCGAAAGACAGCCAAGAGCACAUUGACGCCGAUUUUGGAGAGAAAUGUCGACUCCAUUUCUAGAUUACCUGUAUCGGAACUGCGAACAGCUGUUAUCAUCGAUGCCAUGGCAUUGAUUCAAAUGGUUAAGUCAGCAGGAGCAGCAACGUUUAGGGAGAUGGCUGGUAAAUACUUCGACAUUAUAACUUGGGUAUUAAGUCAGAACAACUGUAGCCGCGUAGACCUUGUAUUUGACCAGUACCGUGCCAUGUCUAUCAAAGCAGCAGAGCGCCAAGAAAGAGGAGAAUGUUUGUCCUUGGAGAUUAAGAUUCACAAUCAAAAUACGCCAGUUCCCAAGCAGUGGAAGAAAUUCAUAUCAAAUCCAAAGAAUAAGCAGAGUUUAGCUACAUUCUUAUGUGAGUCUCUACGUACCAUUUUGAAGACACAAUUGCACCCACGGCAGAAUGUUGUCAUAGCAGGAGGAUUCAAAGAUGGCAGAGAAACGGUUUCGUGUAUCCGCGGAAAUUCAUCCAGUGUUUCAUCUUUGUUUUCUGACCAGGAAGAAGCAGACAAAAGACUUCUAUUGCACGCCAAACAUGCUUCAAACACUCAUCAAAGAGUUGUUGUUCAGUCCCCUGAUACAGAUGUAGCGGUGUUAUGUGUUGCUCAUUUUCAGAAUAUCAGAUGCCGUGAGCUAUGGUUCCAGACAGGACUAAAAGACAAAGCGAGAUUCAUUCCAAUUCAUUCAUUACAAUCCUCCCUUGGUCUUUUGCUCUCAAAAGCCUUGCCAGCAUACCAUGCAUUGACAGGAUGCGAUACAACGAGUGCUUUUUCAGGUAUUGGCAAGAAGAAGUCUUGGAAGGUAUUGGUUAAUGAUUCCCAAGCACAACAGCAACUUGCCAGCCUAGGUGAAGAGCCCCUUACUCAAGAAUCUCAACUCCAAUCUUGUGAGGCAUUUGUAUGUUCUUUGUAUACCACUGCCAAAAAAUUGCUAAAACUGAUGAUGCACGGCAUUUCCUUUUCUGUCGGAAGAACAAGACAAGCGACAAUCUGCCUCCCACAUCUGACAGUCUAUCACAUCACAUUAAAAGAGCCAACUUCCAGACAUAUAUCUGGAAGACAGCUCUUUGUCCAAUGCAGAACCUUCCUUCACCGGACAGACUUGGGUGGAAAUUGGAAGAUGAUGUACUAUUGCCAGUCCUUAUGACGAAAAAUUCGGCACCAGAAAGAAUUGCGGAAUUAACAACCUGUGGCUGCGAGAAGUCGAAAUGUUUACGCAAUUGUUCAUAG